Messenger RNA from Capsicum annuum, 1385 nucleotides. Its product is annotated as F-box/LRR-repeat protein At3g59190-like. Gene Ontology annotation, molecular function: protein binding. Lineage: Eukaryota; Viridiplantae; Streptophyta; Magnoliopsida; Solanales; Solanaceae. The transcript has 2 exons. Bases 1 to 1323 code for a protein of 440 amino acids. The record is from RefSeq and is a predicted model, not a curated record.
AUGUUGUUGCACACUCUUAACAAGCUAGAGAAGCAUAGUCCAGUGGUCAAGAUAAGGGCAAAUAUACCUGACUCUAUUUUGCAUCACAUACUAUUCUUCCUACCUGCGAAAGAUGCAGCUCAAACUAGCGUGCUUUCCAAGACAUGGCUAAAAGUUUGGAAUUUGCUUCUUUUUUUUACAUUUGAUUUCGAUCAAAACCUUUACUUAAGGAAAUUAGGAAAAGAGGAAUCACAACAAGUUGAUGUCACAGAUGCUUUCUCAAGUAUUGUAGAUGGCUCAUUGAUGAACCUCCGCUUCCAAAAAGCAAUAAUUGAGAAAUUCAGGCUUUCUCUUAAACUUUCGUGUUUGAAGAAUGCCUUUUGCAUCGACGAAUGGAUAAGAAUGGUCACCAAUAACUGCAUCAAAGAAUUAGACCUUGAUAUUACGAGACUAGAUGCUAAAGAAGAUUGGUACAGUUUGCCAGGUACUGUAUUUACAGCUAAAUCACUGAUGGUUCUGAGACUACGCGGUCUUAAGCUAGAGUGGCCUCUAAUUGUCAAUCACAUAAAUCUUUCUAAAUUGAAGGAGCUAUCUCUAACUGAUGUCUUUUUGGAGGAACGGAUAAUCUUAGAAAUUUGUUCUGCCUGUCCAGAGAUAGAAGAUUUAAGGCUUAUCAGGUGUCAGGGAGUAAAAGACCUAUUGACAUCUGAUCUUCCCAAUCUUCUGAAGCUUACAAUAGACCAGCAAUUUGAGACAAUUAAAAAAAGCAUUCAGAUUCGAGCUGUGUUUCUUCGUACUCUAUAUUACAGCGGAUGUAACAUCACGGUAAAGUUUGAUGUGAGUAAAUUCAAGCAUCUGAAAGAAUUGGGCAUAACAUUUGGGGAGAUUACCGACUCAAUAGUAGAAAAUAUUGUUGCUGAACUUCCCCUUCUUGAGGAAUUAGAAUUGAGCUUUUGUUUGAAGUCGAUGAGGCUUAAGUUUUCCAGUUGCGUGCUUAGAAAGUUGACAUUCUAUUCUACAAAGAGUCUUACGGAAAUUGGGAUGGACACACCAAACUUACUCCAUUAUACAUAUAGAGCUCCAAAAUUGCCCGUCAUAUUCUCUAUGACGCCAUCUUCUAUACAGGAAUCGUUUCUCCAGUUAAAGCCUGACGAUCAUCUCAACACAAUUUGGUUUGAAAAUUUGAGGGAACACUUAACUAGAUUCAAAAAACUGAAUUCACUGUUUCUGCGUAUUGAGUCAGCGACGGUAAGUGUGCACCUCCCAUUAUCACUUUGUUGUGUAAUGUUUAUUUUCGUUUCACUUGAUUUGUUUGUUGGGUUCAAAGUAUAUGAAAAAGUGUGAAUGAAAAAUGGUGGAGAAGGGAGACAUCAAUUUAGAAAGUGUACUCCCAAAUUGGGAAGUUU